Molecule: messenger RNA, 852 nt
Organism: Pseudovirgaria hyperparasitica
Lineage: Eukaryota; Fungi; Ascomycota; Dothideomycetes; Acrospermales; Acrospermaceae
Exons: 1
Coding region: 134-691 (185 amino acids)
Source: RefSeq, a predicted model, not a curated record
CCAGCUCAUGCCUACGCCUGUUGGCUUGCUCGCUAUUAUAUUAGUAGGUCCAUGCAAAUCAUCAUACACACGAUCCAUCUCUCUCUAUCUCUCUCUUUCUUAGCUAUUCGACUGCCCAGUCUUGUCUUCUGUGAUGGUCCACCCCUCCGACUCCCCAGCAGUGCGCAAAUGCGAAAAUGCAAAGACGGGCAGAAAAGACGAAAUCGCCAGACGCCCAAAGCGGACUAGCGCGCCUCCAGCUCCAUCCACCCAAUCAUCUGGCUUCUUGCAAUUUGGCCGCAACACCGUUCUGCUUCAUCUGCUGGCCUGCCGUUUCCUUCCCCCUCUCCUCUCAACUGAUUUUUCAAUCCCUCUCGUCGCCAACUCCCUUCACCCCGACCGCACGACGCUUUUUCUGCCUUCUCCAAUUCACAUUUCCCCAAUCUCACCUUCUCUGACCUUUACUAUCGCGCCUUCUACUCGAGUCUCGACCGUCCGACCCUCUCCAGCCCUUCUGCCCCUUCGCCCGUCCUGCUCUCGCUCCUCGUCUCGUCACGACUGCACCCUCAUCUAUCCUUCGAUUUCACCGUCAGAUCCCCUUGUUAUGAUAAGACAUUCGUAUGGUCUCGUUUCGCCAUCUUUCGAUCAAUUCUUGACCUCGCUGCGCUACCCGUUCGACUCGAUCCACUCACUCACUUCGUCAACACCUUGAGCCACACCUUCCACCCUUGGCUCAUCUCCUCUUCAAUUCACCGUAAUCGACCUCUGUCGGUCUCAGGACUCGAUAGCUGUCGUUUUUUCUUGGCGCGCUCUCGCUGUUGUUGCGUUGGUCGCCAUGCGAUCCAGGUCAAGAACAGCUUGAGCUGCGUUUGA